CACACGCAUAUAUAUCCCCCCCCUCCGUUUGCGUAACUCCUCCGAGGAGGUGUGCGGGAACGAGAGCGCUCCGACACCACGAUGCGGGACCUCGGCGGGCGCGCGGCCGCGGUGCGGCGCCGCGCGAUCCUCCUCCUGGUGCUCGUGCUGGAGCUCGCGGCAGGACCCGCGCGCGCACACCCGCAGUGCCUGGACUUCAAGCCCCCCUUCAAGCCGGCGCAGGAGGGGCUCGUCUUCUGCGCGAUGUACAAGGAGCUGGGCUGCUGCGACUCGGCCAGGGACCAGGAGCUCAUGGCCACCUUCUACAGGAUCAUGGACCACUUCUCGUACCACGCCUAUGUCAGCUGUGCGGGCUACGUGCAAGAGCUGCUGUGCCAGGAAUGUUCUCCGUACGCGGCCCACCUGUUCGAUGCCGAGGAUCCCAGCACACCUGUGCGGGCCGUGCCAGGACUGUGCCCGGACUAUUGCUCCCGAUUCUGGUCGACGUGCCGCUCCGUCGUCACCCUCCUUUCCAACGACACGGUCCUGGCAGACCUGGAGCAGGACCAGCAACGCUUCUGCGAGUACCUGGAGCUGGAUGAUGCAGACUACUGCUACCCCCACUUGCUGAGCAACGAGCAGUUGACCAAGGACCUAGGGAGGGUGACGGCCGACGCCGAGGGCUGUCUACAGCUGUGUGUAGAGGAGGUGGCCAAUGGGCUGCGGAACCCUGUAGCUAUGGUGCACGCCAAUGAUGGUACUCACAGGUCCUUUGUGGCAGAGCAGGUUGGCGUGGUCUGGGUUUACCUGCCUGAUCGCUCAAGGCUGGAGGAGCCUUUUUUGAACAUCAGCAAGGCGGUUCUGACCUCGCCCUGGGAGGGGGAUGAGAGAGGUUUCCUGGGUCUGGCCUUUCAUCCUCACUAUAAAUACAAUGGAAAAUUGUACGUCUAUUACUCGGUGGAGGUGGGUUUCGACGAGAGAAUCAGAAUCAGCGAAUUCCGUGUUUCCUCCAGCGACGUGAAUGUUGUAGACCACAGCUCAGAAAGGGUUAUUUUGGAAGUUGAUGAACCAGCAUCCAAUCAUAACGGAGGCCAGCUUCUGUUUGCUGAUGAUGGCUACUUGUACAUCUUCACUGGGGAUGGUGGCAUGGCUGGAGAUCCUUUUGGGAAAUUUGGGAACUCGCAAAACAAGUCAGCGCUGUUGGGUAAGGUCCUUCGCAUUGAUGUGGAUGACAAUGACAGGGGUCCACUAUACAAGAUCCCCCCAGAUAAUCCCUUCCUGCAAGACCCGGCAGCACGGCCCGAGGUGUUUGCCUACGGGGUCCGGAACAUGUGGCGGUGCUCUGUGGACCGGGGCGAUCCUGUCACAAAAGAGGGGAAAGGCAGGAUCUUCUGCGGAGACGUGGGACAGAACAAGUAUGAAGAAGUAGAUGUCAUUGAGCGGGGGAAGAACUAUGGCUGGCGAGCCAAAGAGGGCUUUGCAUGCUAUGACAAGAAGCUGUGUGCAAACAGCUCAUUAGAUGAUGUUCUACCCAUAUUUGCCUACCCUCACAAACUGGGUAAAUCUGUUACGGGGGGAUAUGUGUACCGUGGCUGUGAAUACCCCAAUCUAAAUGGAAUGUAUAUAUUUGGAGACUUUAUGAGUGGACGUAUGAUGGCCUUGAAGGAGGACAAGAAGUCCGGUCAAUGGGACUACCACGAGAUCUGCAUGGGUCUUGGACUGACCUGCGCCUUCCCCGGCGUCAUUAACAACUACUACCAGUAUAUCAUCUCUUUUGCUGAGGAUGAGUCAGGAGAGUUGUACUUCAUGUCCACUGGAAUUGCAAGUGCCACAGCAGCUUCAGGUGUUGUGUACAAACUUGUUGAUCCCUCACGACGUGCACCACCAGGAAAAUGUCAUUAUGACCCAUUGCCCGUCAGACUGAAGAGCAAACUGAUUAAAUUCAAGCCGAAAGAAUCACUGAUUGGUGUAGAAAUUCCAACAAAGCGCUCCAGGCUAGCGGGUGAAGAAGGACCUUCACCGACACCCACACAGGCCAUUACAGUGGACUGGCUCCAGGAGCUGAUGAAUCUGUUUGGGGAACAAGAGGGUGCUUUGGGGAAGACGACCCCUAUCCCGAAAACAACCCCCACAGUUGCCGCUACAACUACCACUAAAGCCCCCAGAUCGGCCAAGCCUCGGAAAGGUCGGCGGAGGAAAAGAAAAAACGGGGCAUUGCGACUCGCCGGCGACACCGAGGGGAGGGGCGAUCGUGGCAGGGUAGAGGUCUUCAUCAGCGGGGAAUGGGGUACAGUUUGUGACGAUCUGUGGGACACCAAAAAUGCAGCAGUGGUAUGCAGGCAGCUGGGCUUCCGUUACGCACUCAAGGCCUUAAAGCAGGCCUGGUUUGGAGAGGGCAGGCAGCUGAGGAUCCUUCUGGAUGACGUCCAGUGCAAGGGAACUGAGGAACGGCUGAUAGACUGCAAACAUGCUGGCGUGGGCAAGCACAACUGCGGGCACCACGAGGACGCAGGCGUCGUGUGUGGGAACACAGACUCCACGCAGCACUAAAGACUGUAGUUAGCCCUGACAAAGCCUAACAGUUGACUUUGGCACAUAGGUCUACCUCUUUCACUCACUCACUCACUACCAUUAACUGCUGGUCUAAGUCAGGUUUGGUGAUCCAGAGUCUUUUCCAGAAACAAAUGGUGCUGGGCUAGUCAGGGUAAACCCUGGAUGGGAUACCAGUCCAUCGCAGAUACUUUCACUGAGGACUUAAAAUGACCUUAAAGUGAAGUUUCAGUGAAAUCUGCCAGUUAAAGUAACUUUGGCCAUUAACUUCUCUUUUAUGUUAUUUUGGAUGCUUGAAGUCCAGUCAUAUGUGCAAGUUGCAUUUCAUAAUGUCUGUGUUGUCUGUAUACCACUGUAGUCAGUAUACUUCUUUCUGAGCGAAUGUAAUACAUUUAAUACAAUUUUUUUUUUUUAAAAAAAAUACCUAAAGGAAUGGUUAAGCAAAAUGUUUGGGUAUUGGUUUGCUGCAGCUCAUUUUCUGGUUUUAAUACCGAGCAAUGUUCGGAUGUUAAUUCACAGACAAAUAUUAGCGCUUGUGCUCCUAAUAGCAAGGAGACACCAUGUUUCGCACGGAAGUAAGUAGGUCACCGAGUAUAAAUGGGUCUUUUUUUUAAUUUGGAUAAAGCACCUCUUGCACAUGUCUUGUAUGCUGAUGAGGAUGAGCAUUCAUUUAACAGAGACCUUGCAAACUUUUGGUUGGGGAAGUGUUCCAUCAGGGGUUUCUGUAACUUGUGUUCUGGAAAUUUCCCAACAAUGUACAUAUUGAAGUGAAAUGUCCAGUUUCUCUCCAGUUACUU
Scleropages formosus (Asian bonytongue) is the source of this 3326-nucleotide messenger RNA. RefSeq names its product HHIP-like 1 (gene hhipl1). Lineage: Eukaryota; Metazoa; Chordata; Actinopteri; Osteoglossiformes; Osteoglossidae. Gene Ontology annotation, cellular component: membrane. The coding region runs from base 82 to 2529 and encodes 815 amino acids. The record is from RefSeq and is a predicted model, not a curated record. The transcript is spliced from 9 exons.